Messenger RNA from Linum tenue, 2430 nucleotides. The record is from the annotation of a GenBank genome assembly. NCBI's taxonomy places the organism in Eukaryota, Viridiplantae, Streptophyta, Magnoliopsida, Malpighiales, Linaceae.
CUCCUCUUUAAUAUUCUACCGAAAUAUAUCAACGGAAAAUCAAUCUUACCUUAAAAUACUCCCUUUAAUUUGCCUAAUUAUCAGAUUUCUAAAUAUUUAAAACAAUAAAAAAAUUUAUUCACCGGCGGCCCGUCCGACGCCGGAGAUCGGACCCCGUCCGACGCGGGAGAUCGAACCACGUCCGAUGCGAGAGGUCGGACCCCGUCCGACGUGGGAGAUCGGACCACGUCCGAUGUGAGAGGUCGGACCCCGUCCGAGGCCGGCGGGCGGACCCUGUCCGAGCGUCGAUGUCGGACCGAAGGUCUCCGUCCAUCUCAUCCCGAGGUCUUGCUCCCAUGGCGAAAGAAGAUGGUGGAGGGUGAAUCGCCGCCGGGAAUUGCGGGGAAAAAAGAGGAAGGCGAAAGUGAUUGUCGCCGGAUUUGAGGAAUAGAAAAGAGGAAGGUGAGGUCGCCGGCGGCAGGUUUGGUCCUCCAGAGCGGCGGCAACAAAACGCGGCCAACAAUUCCGGUGAGAUAUUUUAGUUAGGUUUCAAAGUGUUGAAGGGCAAAAUUGACUUUUUCUACAAAAUAUACGGGCGGCAAAUAGCAAAUAUACGGGCGGCAAAUAGCGAUUCAUUUUACUAUCUCCAACCAGCUCGGCGCUCUGUGACGGUCACAGUGUGAGCACAGCUUUUCACUUUUGUCUUCUCAGUCGACACUUCCACCAGAAUGUAAAUCAAAAUACAAUAAUGGCUUUUUUCUGGUUUUAACUUUCAAACCCUAGAAUAGUCUCUUUUCCUUUUUUUCACUCUUUACAAUCUCCAACCAGCUCGGAGCUCUGUGAACAGAGCUAUUCAGUCCAGACUUCCACCCGAAAAUAAAUCAAAAGACAACAAUGGCGCCCUCCGUAAUCGUCAUCGGAGCCGGAAUCUCUGGAAUCGCGGCUGCGAAGACGCUGCACGACGCCGGAGUGAAGGACGUCGUGAUCCUGGAAGCGACAUCCCAUGUGGGAGGACGGAUGCGGAAAGCGGAGAUCGGCGGGCACAUGGUGGAGCUCGGAGCGAACUGGUACCUCAGUGGAGGACCUGUUCCCAAUCCAAUCGCCGAAAUCGCCAGCAAAUUGAACCUCAAAUAUACCCUCACAGACAACGGAAACCUUUCUUCCAACACCUACAAACAACAAGGCGGAUUGUACCCGAAGGAAGCCGUCGAGGCAGCUCAAAAGGCCACCGCUGCGAGGACUGAUUUCUGCGCAAAGUUCAGCCAGGCUCUGGGUUCAGGAGCUAAGGAAGACGACGAUAUCUCAAUUUUGGCGGCGCAUCGGUUGUCUGGAAGUCUACCUGAAACUCCACUAGAAAGAGUUGUGGAGUACAUGAACGAUGAAUUAACAGAUGGAGAGCCCCCGGAACUAACGAGCUUGAAGAACGUUCACCCAAGGACGAUAGGCCCCGACCAUGGCCCGCUAGCUCACUUCGUGGCAGAUCCCAGAGGCUAUGAGGCUAUACCUCAGUAUAUUGGGGAACAGUUCCUUUCCUCCAUCAAUGGCGAUCCCCGCCUCCAGCUGAAUAAGGUGGUUAGAGAAAUCACCUAUACGGAGAAUAUGGUGGUGGUCCAAACCGAGGAUGGGUCGACAUAUCAGGCAAACUAUGUUAUUAUUUCUGUAAGCAUCGGAGUGCUCCAGAGCGAUCUCAUUCAGUUCAAGCCGCAGCUUCCGAUGUGGAAGAGGGUUGCAAUAGCUGAUUUCAGUAUGGCUGUGUACUCAAAGAUAUUCUUCCAAUUCCCUCACAAGUUUUGGCCAACUGGUCCUGGAACUGAGACCUUCCUUUACGCCCAUAGCCAACGUGGUUACUAUCCUGUUUGGCAGCAUCUGGAUAAUGAGAUCCCUGGAUCGAACAUACUAAUGGUGACGGUAACAUACGAUGAGGCCAAACGAAUGGAGCAGCUGUCAGACAAAGAGCUGCAGGCUGAGGCCAUGGACGUGCUGAGAAAGAUGUUUGGUGAUAAAAUCCCAGAGCCUGAGAGCAUGCUGACGCACAGGUGGUUUUCGGACAGGUUCUACAGGGGAAGCCAUUCCAACUGGCCGCGUGGCUAUAGCCAAGAUCGCCACGACAAAUUGGGGGCUGCAGUUGGGCCGGUUUACUUCACAGGGGAGCAUCUCCACAAGAAGUAUUUUGGAUGGGUUAGUGGUGCUUACUUAGCAGGGAUCGACACUGCCAAGUCUUUGUUGAAGAGCUUGGAGAAGUAAGCAAUGCCGUGUAGAAGAAGGUAGGCAACAGUGGAAUAAAUGCGGUUGUUUUGUACCGACUGUUCAAAGUUGAAAUUGUGGUCCAAUGUCUGUCAAUUUGAAAUUUUAGGGGUACUUUUGCGAACAAGAUCAAAGUUUGUGCCAUAUAACGAUAUUUCGCCAAAAAAAGGUAAUAAUCACUUUUUGUGAGAAAUAUGUCAUUCCCCC